Habropoda laboriosa is the source of this 753-nucleotide messenger RNA. RefSeq names its product homeobox protein ARX-like. Gene Ontology annotation, biological process: regulation of transcription by RNA polymerase II. The transcript has 3 exons. Gene Ontology annotation, molecular function: DNA-binding transcription factor activity, RNA polymerase II-specific; RNA polymerase II transcription regulatory region sequence-specific DNA binding. The coding region runs from base 1 to 753 and encodes 250 amino acids. NCBI's taxonomy places the organism in Eukaryota, Metazoa, Arthropoda, Insecta, Hymenoptera, Apidae. The record is from RefSeq and is a predicted model, not a curated record.
AUGGAUUUAAAGGAAGAAGACGAAAGUGCGAACGAAAGUGGUAGACAACUAUUUUUAGUGGGUGCACCGCGUGAUCCUCUAGUAUCCGCUGGGGCUAUCGUUGCCUCUGCUGGAGCACCAGACGAGAUCAAUCCCGGAGGAGAUCUACAGUCGACUACUCUAGCUGGUCUGAUAGGCGCUCAAUCUUCCUCGGUUUGCUUUCCUACAAAAUUCUCGUACGACUUUUCACCAAGUCCGGGAAGCGAGGACAGACAAUCAUCUGGAGUUGGUAAAAGAAAGCAACGCAGAUAUCGUACCACGUUCACAAACUUCCAGUUGGAGGAAUUAGAAAGAGCUUUUCAGAAGACACAUUAUCCUGAUGUGUUUUUUAGAGAAGAGCUUGCUCUACGUAUCCAACUGACAGAGGCUAGGGUACAGGUAUGGUUUCAAAAUAGAAGAGCAAAGUGGAGAAAACAAGAGAAACAAUGUAAAGUAACCACUCACUUGACUUCACAUUUACCAACUGAUUGUCAAGAAGUUCAACAACAGCAGCAACAGCAACAACAGUCUGAUCAUUUGUUACUGGAACCACCAUUAGGCAGUCCACCACCUAUAUAUCUUGGCAUGGAAUGGGCAGGUUUUUCACCUUAUAGUAAUGCAGCCACUGCAUCACCUCUUGUGGUUAAUAGCAUGAAUAAGCCACUAGAAUCGGAGACAGAUGACAAUCCUUUGUUGGAUCCAGAACUGUUGCAACUAAAAACUCCACGUUCCUAA